Abrus precatorius (Indian licorice) is the source of this 2270-nucleotide messenger RNA. Its product is annotated as protein FANTASTIC FOUR 3. Lineage: Eukaryota; Viridiplantae; Streptophyta; Magnoliopsida; Fabales; Fabaceae. The record is from RefSeq and is a predicted model, not a curated record. The coding region runs from base 780 to 1808 and encodes 342 amino acids. The transcript has a single exon.
AUAAAAUACAAAUCAGCCUUAAUAUUGACCCUACAUGGUAUUACAACCCUAGACAAAACUCUAUGGAUUGCCAUAAAAAACAACUGUUCACAAGAUAUCACUUUCAAGCAAAUAUAUGUGAGAAUCCAAUUGUGCUUGGCCUUUUGCUGGCUUUCUUUUGGAAAGGAAUGGUAAAAGCAGGUUGUUUUGCAGCCAAAUAAAACCGUCAUGUCUCUCCCAUUUUUCGUUGAUUUCCACUUGGAUUUUCUACAGAGGUGUUGCUGAAGUGAUCAGGUCCCUUGAGGACAUGCUUACAACUCCAAAUUUGUGCAUCCUAAAGAUUAUGAAAAAGGAAAUAUGGGAAUUUCCAUAGAAAAUUAUUAUAUAUCUUGUGACAUCAAAUGAGAAACAAAAAUACUCUACUACCAACAGGGAGAGGAGAUCUUCUAGCUUUUACUUGCCGUACACCUCGUUUUUCUUAUUUUUGAAAAUUCAGUUUAUUUUUAAUUUAAUUUAGUUCACCUUUUUUUGUGUUGUGUGGUGGGAAAGAAUUGAAUAUUUUCAAGUGGUACAAAAGCACUCCUCCCCCCCUUCCCUACUCAGCACUUUUGGGGUACUACAAAUUCAUUCCCACCUCCCUCACUUCUUCUCAUGCCAUUGUCCACUACCAACUCUUUCAUUCUCUCCCUCUCUUUGUUACUCGUAUCUUUUCGUGGUGCUUCUCUUCACUCCUUACAAACACAAACAUAACACCCUUUCCCCAGCCUCCAAGUUUGUUUCCGUUUCAACUUUCUUUAAUUAUGGCUGCAAUUGUGUGUCACGAAUUGCAGUCACACCUUGCGUCUCAACUCGUCGAGUCAAGAACACUUAGGCUAAGGUUACCUUCCUCAAAACCAUCUCCUUCUCAAUCCAUUGAUUUGGCCUUAAAGUCUUACUUUUGGGAUUCAAAUAUUAAACCCCAUGAUGAAGAAAACGAGUUCCAAGACAAGGAAAAGUCCAUACCCUCCAACCCCAACAUGGGUUGUGGGAUCUUUUUGGAAGCACUUUCCAACGUCUCACAAAGCACCAAAGAACCAUCGCACAAAGAAACCACCUACGUGCACCCUCAACAGAAGCGUUCCUCGUUGCUCCUCAGUUCAGAGAGCCUUGAACUGUGCACGGAGAAUCUAGGGAACGAGAGUGGCACUCACAUUGCUGAAAACGGCAUUGACAUGCUCUCUUCACCGAACUGUGCUGGCGGAAAUUCGGAGACAAGGGAACAGAGCCAAUUUCGUCAACCUUUCGCAGCUAAGAAAGCGAAAACCCAGAAUUUUCCACCUCCUUUGACAACGAUAAGAGGAUCAGAAUCUCUCCGUGUAAGGCCCCACCGUGAAGAUGGACGGCUAGUGAUUCAGGUCACCAAGGUCCCACUCACUUCCUCGUGCUUUCAAGCUGAGAGGAGCCAUGGCCGCCUCCGCCUCUGCUUUUUGACAAAUCACGCUCCAAGUUUUGACCAGCAAGAAGAUGAUGACGCAAGAGAAAACGAACCAACAACCAAUGACGGGUUAGAAGAAGAAUUUGAAAAUGAAAUGAAUGGACAAGCACAAUAUUUUGAAGAAGAGGAAGAAGAAGGCGACGAACAAGAAAAUGACAUAUUGCAAGAAACAGAGGAGAAAACAGAGCAGGAAACAGAGGAAGAAGGAGAUGUUGCAUGCGGAUGUGAGUGUGAGGUGAGUGACGUUAUUAAGGAAAAGUACGAGAGGCUAAGAAGGUGCAAAGAAGGUGGUAAGCAUGAAAAUAAUGAAUUGUUGUUAAAUUGGAGUGAGCCACGUUGGGUGGCUACUUCCUAAAGUUAACUACGACCAUGAGAUUUUUGCAUCUCUAUUAAUAAAUUUUUUACAUUUGUCCUUUUCUCAAUUUCCCUUUUUGUUCCUUCCUUUUAUGUUUUUUUUUUUUCGUAUUUUAUGUUGCAUAAUGAAUUCCUUGUGUUUUUCCAUAAACUAUGGCUCUGGUCGGUAGUUAUUAUCGUUACUCUGUUUCUGAGACACGCACACUCUAACACGCGCAGAGACACAGUAACACGCUGAAACUCGGAUGUGUAAUAGUCUUGGAUUUUAAUUGAUUUGAUAAGGCACGUUUUGAAUGCCCUUGGUUAACCCAGGUUAAUUUUUUCAUAUAUUGAGUUGAUUCUAAGAAUUUGACAUAAGCCUAUAUGCAAGGAGAUAAGACAAGGGUGGUUAACUUGUCAUAGGUAGUAGAAAAACAAGACGGUGAAAAUGAUAGAAGUUGGUGCAGGGUGGGUUUGAAUGUCA